GAGCGGCUCAUGCCCCACAUUUCGUUUCAGUGUCGGCACGAGACACAUUCCUGUACCGGUUAAACGAAACCUCUUCCGUCGAAUAGAUUUUCCAUUUCAGAAAAUUCGUUUCAUUUUCGCAUUUUGUAUUAAUUUUUGAUAAAUCGGUAUUUGUAUCCUUCGUUUCUUUUUUUUAACGAAAAUCAUAACGUUUCUCGCGAUGUUGACGCAAAUCAAGUGGUUGUACCUGUAGAACUUACAAAGAAAUAAUGGAACUAGCGGACGAUGGCUUUGGAUUUACAAGACGUGACGAUUUGGUCCUGCGCAAGGUGUUGACGUCACGAACGGCGGUUACAAAAGGAAUGACGAAGAAAGAGGAGGAGAGGGGGGAGUGCCGUAGAGCGCAGUGCUCCAAGGAGACGGCGGCAAUAGCAGGAACAGCAGCAUUAGCUUCUUUGAAAAACACCCCCAACCCAAGCAGCGGAUUCAUUCUGGCACCGUCGAAAGGCGUGGUGAAGGGAGGCACAACUUCACCGGAAACCGGAAGCGAUUUACUCGAGAAACGGCAACACACGGAGACCUCAGUUGCUCGUGACACGCCGAACAUACCAAACGUGGUUGAGUAUCAUUUGAAAGUGAAGCCACAGUGCCUGAAGGACACGGACAUUCAACACAAUUCCAUCGAGAUGAAGAAAGACAAUCCCCCAGGCCUGAGUGAAGAAAGCAAGAAGGACAUUAUUUCUUCGAAACUCUCGAAAUUGACAAUCAACAACAAUGUAUUUGAAGGUUCAAGUGAUUUGCCGCAAGUAUUUCAGGUGAAAUAUCUCGGAUCUCACGACGCCAGAGGCCUCUGGGGUAUAAAGCACACUCGCAAGCCAGUCGAUAAUAUGGUGGCUGCGGCAAAAUCAUUACCGGCCGGUUCAAUUCUACCGUUUAUUAAGCUCGUCGUCUCGAAUGAAGGCGUUGCCCUCUUGCCAUUGGGAGGUAAUAAGAAAAAACUCGACGCUGGAAUCUCCAAGGUCUAUCCGAUUGAGACAAUUUCCUAUGGAGUUCAGGAUCUCGUUUAUACGAGAGUUUUUUCCAUGAUUGUCGUUAGGGAAACCGACAACUUCCGCCGUCUCUCGCCCUUCGAAUGUCACGGAUUUGUUUGCGAAUCGAAACAUCAUGCGAGACAAUUGACUUACGCAUUAGCUUCGGCCUUUCAGAUUUAUUCCCAGCACAUUAAAUCGACGCAAAAAAAAGUCGAAGUGCAAAGUAUUAAUUCGAAAAAACGUUUUGUCAUCGAUCUCAGGAGUCCCGAUGAGAUUGAGGCUGAUCUUAAUUUGGACUCUGAAGCAUGAACAAAUUUAUUUUUAGUGGACGAAUAUUGUAUAUAAAUCAGACUGAAAUUACUUCCUUGCAAUGGAAAUUAUAUUUGUAAAUACUUCCAAUUAUUUUAAGUUAAAAAUUCUCACAAGAGAUAUAUUCAUAGUUCUUCACUGAAGAAAUUAUAUUUUAAAUUUUAGAAAAUCUACUUAAAUAGGCGUCAAAAAUAUUUCCCACUUUAUUUAAGUGGGAAAUAUUCUUGGCGCCUAUUUAAGCAGAUUUUCUUAAAUUUAGAAUAUCACUUUUUCAGUGAAGAAAUAUCAAUAGUAAAUUUUCUAAAAUUUAGAAUAUAAUUUUUUCAAUGAAGAAAUAUCUAAAACUUAGAAUAUAAUUAAAGAAAGUGAAGAAAUAUAUAAAAGUUAGAAUAUAAUUUUUCAGUGAAGAAAUAUAAAUAGUAGAUUUUCUAAAAUUUAAAAUAUAAUUUUUUCAGUGAAGAAAUAUUAAUAGUAGAUUUUCUAAAAUUUCGAAUAUAAUUUCUUCAGUGAAGAAAUAUCAAUAGUAGAUUUUCUAAAAUUUAGAAUAUAAUUUCUUCAAUGAAUUGUGAGAAUUUUUAUUAAUUACUUUUUAAUUAGGUCUAGUGCGUAGUUUUGUAUCGUGUGGAUUUUAAAGCGAGCAGACAAUUCUUGUCUAACGCGAUGGCUAGAAAUCCAAAGAUACUGAAUAGAAAAGAGACAAUGGUUAUUAAUUGCGAGAGUUUUUCUCCAUAGUAUCCUCUUAUUGACAUUGUUUAAACAAUAAUUAACAUAAAAGUAAUCCUGCCAACAUUAUAAAAUUAAUUUAUUUUUAGAUUCUAUGCAGGUCUUGGAUAUUAUGACUUUUUCGACUCUUUUUGUAUUUUUAAUCGACUAAAGCGACUUUUUUUGUGUCUUAAAAGUUUAAGUCGAUCCGAGGCCUGGAUAUAGAAUAUUUAUUUCAUAUCUAAAUUUUUUUUGUAGAAAAAUUCGAAAGUAUUGCAAAAUUUACAUGAACAGCAAGAAAAAGAGAAUUAUAUAUAAACCCUAAAAAAAUAAGCUAAAUUUCACUUUUUUUAAAAAGCAUUUUGAUAGAUUUUGUUUAACUUCAUCAUCAUCUUAAAAUGAUUUGUAAAACUUUUAGUUUUAAAGAUUGUAUAUUAUAUUUUCUCUAAAUAAGACUUCAUAUAUUUGCGAUUAUUGUUUUUAAUAAAGUGGAAAAUUUCAUAGUGGAAUUUCUUUAAUUAUUUUUGAAAAAUAUUUUACAAGGUUGGCACCCUUAAGGAAAAGUAAAAUCACUUUUGUAUACAGUUCUCAAUUAUAUGAAAUAACUAUAUUUUUGUUUUGCUUAAGAACAUAAAUUAUAUACAAAAACCAAUAUCAACACAUAUCAUUGUAAAUAAAUUAUAUUUUUAUUAAGUUAGAAAUUAUAAACUUUUUUGUAAAUAAGGAUUUUUUUCAAAAAAUUUAUUAGGCAUAUGGGACGCUUGUGUAACUUGUACAAUUUUUUGCGCGCAAAAUUUUUAAAAGUAUUCAUUAGUAAUAAUAAAGUAAUUCAUAACUUUGCUUUUAGGAAAAAUUAAAAAAUUAUAUAUUUAUUUUUCCAAAUAAGAAAUACUAUUUUUGUACAGUGUAAAAUAUUACAUUUCUUAUGUAGAUUGUUAAGUACUAUAUUGUCGAACGUAAAUAAAUUGUUAUUUGAUUGUU
Molecule: messenger RNA, 3002 nt
Organism: Leptopilina heterotoma
Lineage: Eukaryota; Metazoa; Arthropoda; Insecta; Hymenoptera; Figitidae
Exons: 3
Coding region: 249-1319 (356 amino acids)
Source: RefSeq, a predicted model, not a curated record